GUACGAGAGAGAACAAGAGAUUUAACGAGAGAGAAAAAGAGCGAGCGGGAGAGAGAGAGAGAGAGAGAGAGAGAGGAGUCGAGCUACGAGAGGCUUCAACGUCGACGAUCCCGUCAGAAGUUUCCGACACUUUGCGCGCGCGAGAAUGCGUUUGGAACUCGAGCGUAAAGAAAGCGACGCUCCCGGGGGCUGCGAGGGUGGAAUCCCCGCGGACGGACAGACGAUCCCCCACAAUACUCGCAAUUACACGAUUAACAACAACAACAACAAUAACAACAGCAACAACAACAACAAUAACAAUAAUAGCGAUCGUAACUCAAAUCACAGCCGAGGAUAUGGUGAAAGUGAAUCUCAUCGACGGGACCAAAACGAAUUAGCGAACGAGGGAAGCAACGACGACGCCAGUGCUCGAAGAUCGUUCUUCCUUCGUCAAGAAGAAGAUCCGACCCAACGAACAACGCUCACGAUGAAAGACACUGAAAUGCGAAUUAUCAAUGACAAAACACGGAUCAUCGAUCCCGAACAAAAUACGACCAUCAUUUUACCAAAGUCACAAGAAAAUGGCACCGCCCUUGAACCCAUGCUCGGAAAGACCAAAAUCUCAAAGAAUAAAAUCCAGGAAGGAAACAAAUUGUUUCAGUGUCUGUCAACGCUCAUCGCGGGACUGAUGGCGAUGCAGGCCGGGAUGACGUUGGGCUGGACAUCGCCGAUUCUGCCUUAUCUGAAGUCGGAAGAAUCGUUUUUGUUGCCGGGUGAAGUGACGGAUACCGAAGAAUCGUGGAUAUGUUCGUUAUUGGCAGUGGGUGCGAUAUUGGGUGCAGUACCAGCGGGCAAAGUGGCGGAUAUGAUUGGCCGAAAGUCGGCGAUAAUAGUGACAUCAGUGCCGUUUUUAAUAUCUUGGCUGAUGUUGAUAUUUCUACGGGACUUGACGAGCGUUUACGUGGCUCGUUUUAUCGGUGGGAUCGGUGCGGGUGCAGCGUGCGUUACGGUGCCGGUUUACAUCGGGGAAAUAGCCGAGGCUUCGAUACGCGGUGCUCUGGGCUCAUUUUUCCCGCUGCUCUUUUCCCUCGGCAUUGUAUUCGUUUACGUUGCCGGUGCGUACGCGAGUUACACGUUGUUCAACGUCACCUGCUCUCUCGCCUUGUUACCAUUCUUCGCGUUCGUUUAUCUCCUGCCAGAAUCCCCGAUGUGGCUGGUCCACCGAAACCUCAUGAAACGCGCCGCAAAGUCGUUGGGAAGACUCCGCGGGAAGGAUUACGACGUCAAAACGGAGAUCGGCACGCUGCGAGUCGAGGCCGACAGGCUGGAGAAUCGUCGAGGCGGAUUAAGGGACUUGGUGGGUACGAGGGCCGGCAGAAAGGCGCUUGUAACCUGCGUCGGUCUCAUGUGGUUCCAACAAAUGUCCGGUAUCGACGCCGUUCUCUUCUACACCGUGAGCAUAUUCCAGGACGCCGGCAGUACGAUCGAGCCCUACAUCGCGACGAUCAUCAUCGGUAUCGUCGAGGUUGUAAUGUCGAUCGUCGUCGCUGCGGUGAUCGACCGAUUCGGGAGAAAACCGUUGCUCAUACUCUCCGGCAGCGCAAUGACUCUCUGCCUGGGAGUUUUGGGCUACUAUUUCCAUCUGAAGGCCAGUGGAAACGACGUUUCCUCGAUCGGCUGGCUGCCCUUGACCUGCUUAUCGAUGUUCAACGUCGUUUUCAGCCUCGGCUACGGCUCCGUCCCCUUCGCUGUUAUCAGCGAGCUCUUUCCACCGGAAACGAAAGGUGUCGCGAGCAGUAUUUCAAUCAUGACCAACUGGAGCUUGGUCUUUACGGUGACGAAAAUUUUCCCGACGAUGGUCGAAUACCUGGGCCAAGCUGCGACCUUCUGGACAUUCGCCUCUAUGACCGCCAUGUCCGCCGUUUUCCCGUGCCUACUCGUCCCCGAAACCAAGGGAAAAACUCUUCAAGAGAUUCAAACGAAGCUCGAAAUUCGAAAAGGAAACGCCAAACUGUCCACCGUCAACGAUAAACAACCCGCCUCCUGCGCUUGACGAACCCUCGUCUCCCUUCCCUUUUCACAGACUGAUUCGAGACUCGACCUCGAGAUUCCUCCAACUUUUGUUCCGAAUUCUUGUUGAUCGUUUUUUUGUCUAGUUUAUUACCAUGUAUUACGUAUUUUAAUAGACUAUUAUUUGUAUUAUUGUUGUCUGUUUCAUUGUUUCAACCCGAAUUUUUCCUGACGGGUCGAAUUCUCGAACGGAAAACUUAUUGUGUUUACGAUCAUUUUUAUUUCCUUCGCUCUUACGAUAUUUGACGAGGCUAACGGUGUUGAAGCUUGCAUUGUCGAGAUGUAUUAUAUUCCAUCGGUUUCCCGAUCCCAGUAUUGUCAAUUGUCGGCUUUCAGUUUGUACCGAACUUAUCUUCGGGUUUAAAUCCUUAGAAUCAAAUGUUUUGAGUUCGAGGUUAAAGAAGUUUAUCUGGUAAUCGAAUUAACAAAGAAAUUUCGAUUUAAAAAUUUGAAUACACAGUAAUGAACAGCAGAAAAAAAUGUCAAAAUUUUGAGGCCCGAGGAUACUUUGAUCGCGAAAAAAUAAUUAAAACGGGUUCUCCAAAUGAACACGGUCUCUUACGAGUUUCAGUGGAUUCCCGUCUGUAUACAUGAAAUUUGCAGGCAUUGACAAACAGUUUUUGCAGAAACUUCCAUGAGUGAUAGAAAAAUAUCUGAAGAAUAUGUUUACAACUUCGUAAAAUCCACUCAAUACUUAUAAAGUUCGCAAUUAAUGAUUUUUUCUCGAAAAAUGGUAACUAUUGGGAGGUUAACACAUAUGUUACGUUCACAAUGGCGUCGUUGCAACCGCGCGCUUUUUAAAACCGGAGACUACGUUUUCCGAUCCACGCAACUCACACUAGGGACUUCCAAUAAAAUAUGAAGGACUGGUGAGAAAAUAUUGGUGUAAUUAAUGAAAACUUGUUUUUUUUUUAACGUUUCUGGCAUGUUUUAAUUAUGCCAAACGUUUGUAGACUGAUUAUGACAUGAACGCGUUGCCAGAUGAACUUCCUCAAGAUUUGCAGAGUCGUAUUUGAGCGAGCAAAUCGUUUUACUUUCAACUAUGCAAUAUUUCUUUUACUAUUCCCAACGAUAUUCUGUUAUUUCAUAAUGACGAAGGAAAUAUAGUAUAAGAAAGUGUUGUGGAGUAAUAUUUGUACGAAUCAAAGUGCCUUGCCAAAUGUUGGCGCUUUUGGGGAACUCUUGUCACCAUAAAACACCAACAGUUUUUUUCUUUUUUGAAACGAUGUGGAAUUUGAUUUCCCUCGAACAAAUUAAAGUUUCAUUAGCUAGACUCGAAUAUUUUGACACUAAUUAGUGGAAGGUGAGAAUCCUGCACGAGUUGGAAAUCGUUAUGCUUUUGUCACUUAUCCAUGUAAGAUUCCUGUCAACGACAAAACAAGGAAAAAUAUCAUUUUUCGUUGGCCGAGGUUAGCUGAUUGUUAUCCCGUUGAUAAGGCAUGGAACCGUUAAAAGUUAAUUGUAAAAAGCGGUUUGUGGCCUGGAACUUUAUGUCAAAUGGGUGUGAGAUUUUCAGCGGUGAGAAGCGAGUAAAAAAAGCGAUGAAAUUUCACGAUGGAACCGAAUGGAAUGAACUCUGUUUGUUAUUGUAUUGUAAAUUGUAAGAAAGAAGCUCCGCGAGCCGGAAAUUCCUGUGUAAAAUAUGCGUUAUUCGCUGUAGCACAUGUAACAGUGGAAUAAAAGUGAAUAAAGUAAGAAGAAUAAAAGGAA
Molecule: messenger RNA, 3759 nt
Organism: Venturia canescens
Lineage: Eukaryota; Metazoa; Arthropoda; Insecta; Hymenoptera; Ichneumonidae
Product: facilitated trehalose transporter Tret1-2 homolog
Exons: 2
Coding region: 146-2032 (628 amino acids)
Biological process (GO): carbohydrate transport; transmembrane transport
Cellular component (GO): membrane
Molecular function (GO): sugar transmembrane transporter activity
Source: RefSeq, a predicted model, not a curated record